Solanum verrucosum is the source of this 1668-nucleotide messenger RNA. RefSeq names its product DNA polymerase lambda. The coding region runs from base 38 to 1630 and encodes 530 amino acids. Gene Ontology annotation, cellular component: nucleus. NCBI's taxonomy places the organism in Eukaryota, Viridiplantae, Streptophyta, Magnoliopsida, Solanales, Solanaceae. The record is from RefSeq and is a predicted model, not a curated record. Gene Ontology annotation, biological process: double-strand break repair via nonhomologous end joining. Gene Ontology annotation, molecular function: DNA-directed DNA polymerase activity; DNA binding. The transcript is spliced from 14 exons.
GAGACAUCAAAACUGAAACUUUCAGAAGAAGACUGUAAUGGCGCCAAAGAAGGAUAAAUCUUCGCCGUCUGAUCCUAACGGAAUAUUUUCUGGUAUGGUUGUCUUCUUAAUCGAAACCGGAGUUCAAUCCCGGCGGCUACAGAUAUGGAAGCAGAAAUUGGUGCAAAUGGGGGCUAAAUUAGAGGACCGGUUUACUAAAAAUGUCACUCAUGUUUUUGCUAUGGAUGCAAAUUUGCUUCUUCAGAAACUUGAUAAAGAACGUCUGAUUCGCGCCAAAGUUAAACUUCUCGCAUAUCAGUGGCUAGAGGACAGCUUAAUAGAAGGAGAAAAAGCAUCUGAGGAUCUGUAUGUCUUAUCCCUGCAAUCAGGAGGAGGAGAGUCCCUUAGUCCUAAAGCUGAUAAUGACGGUCAUUCUAGAGUUGCACUAAAGAAAAGUCGAAUAUCUGCUGAAGAUGCCAAGAAUUCAAGCCCAAGACACAUGAAUGACAAUAAAGACCGUGUUGAUUCACGAGAUACUAAAAGUGCCUCUUCACUCGCAUCACGCUCUUCAAGCCCAGAAGUGACAAGUCCUGAGGCCAUUGAUUCUCUUAAUAAGCCUGUUGGAACAUCAGACUCAUCUUCACUUUAUAAGCCUCCGGAUUUAAACCGAAAUAUCACUCAGAUAUUUGGGAAGCUUCUCAACAUAUAUAGAGCACUGGGUGAUGACCGGAGAUCAUUCAGCUAUUAUAAAGCUAUACCAGUUAUUGAGAAAUUGCCAUUCAAAAUUGAGAGUGUGGACCAGGUUAAGCACCUACCUUCUAUUGGAAAGUCGAUGCAAGAUCAUAUUCAGGAGAUAGUGACCACAGGAAAGCUGUCCAAACUGGAACACUUUGAGAAGGAUGAAAAGGUAAAAACAAUCAGCUUAUUUGGAGAGGUUUGGGGUAUUGGUCCAGCCACUGCCCUAAAACUUUAUGAGAAAGGACACCGAACUCUUGAUGACCUCAGAAAUGAGGAGUCACUGACUCAUUCUCAAAGGUUAGGGUUGAAAUAUUUUGAUGACAUCCAAACCAGGAUUCCACGGCAUGAGGUCGAAGAGAUGGAACGUCUGCUACAGGAAGUUGGAGAGGAAAUUUUGCCUGGUGUGAUUGUUGUGUGUGGAGGAUCAUAUAGACGUGGAAAGGCUUCUUGUGGUGAUAUGGAUAUUGUUUUUACUCAUCCUGAUAGAAAAAGUCAUAAAGGCUUUCUUCCUAAGUUUGUAAAGCGUCUAAAGGACAUGGAGUUUUUGAGAGAAGAUUUGGUCUUCAGUGUUCAUAGCACAGAGGGUACAGAUUCAGGAGUUGACACAUAUUUUGGCCUCUGCACCUAUCCUGGUCGAGAACUGCGACAUCGUAUUGACUUGAAGGUGUAUCCAAGGGAUAUAUAUGCAUUUGGACUGAUAGCAUGGACGGGAAAUGACGUCUUGAAUAGAAGGCUUAGAUUAUUAGCAGAAUCCAAGGGCUUUCUUUUGGAUGAUACAGGGCUAUAUCCAGCUACUCAUAGUUCUGGUGGAAAACGGACUAAAGGUAGUGCAAGCUUGAAGUUUGAAACUGAGAAGCAAGUGUUCGAAUUCCUUGGAUUUCCCGCGCUGGAACCACAUGAAAGGAAUUUAUGAGAAUCCCUAACAAAGAUUUGAAUCUUGAGCUGUGCCAC